CCCGGAGAUACGCCGAAACUCUCAGACACAGCUCAACACGGCCAAGCGGAAGGUGCAGACCUCGUCACCCUUUGCCAGGCUAUACCCUCACAGAGGCAGAACAACUCACUCGCUCUCAACACCCCUGGCCCUGGCCAACAGGAACGGACGAACGGUGCAAGCAGACAGACUCAAGCAGCUUACACGACUUUCGGGAACAGAGGAGGCAACUGAACGUCCUGGCCACCACUGAACCGCCAUCUGGCCUGUCUGCGUUAGGAGACCGACAGAGCAGCGUUCCACAAAAACUCUGAUCGCGGGAAGGGGACAUCUCAUUUCCAAAGUUCCACUCUUCAGCCUGCUCCACAGUCUGACCCUCAGGAGUCAUAAACCACCCAUCUAAAGGGGAACCCUCCACAGGAACACAGUUAGGAUCCAACUCCGUAACUCCAACUUUAUAAAGGAGGAAAACCCUCAGAGCUGCAAAAGGGAAGCAUUUGCUCUCUAACCCUGAUCACCUGCAGGAUCACCCUCGCUCCACUCUGCAGGCCUGCCCCUCCGAUGGAAGAUCACCUCUCCAAGAUCUCCAGAAUGCCCUCCUCUUCUCCGGACGAUUCCCUGGGAAGCAGCGGCACUGACGACAGCCGAGGGGCUAAGAGCCCAGCGCCGGGGAAAGCCCUGAGCCCCGCGCUGCUGUGCAAAGUGUGCGGGGACACCAGCAGCGGCAAGCACUACGGCAUCUACGCCUGCAACGGCUGCAGCGGCUUCUUCAAGCGCAGCGUGAGGAGGCGGCUCAUCUACAGGUGCCAGGCUGGUACAGGCAUGUGCCCUGUGGACAAGGCCCAUCGUAACCAGUGCCAAGCCUGCCGGUUAAAGAAGUGCCUACAGGCUGGUAUGAACAAGGAUGCGGUGCAGAACGAGCGGCAGCCCCGCAGUACGGCCCAGGUGCGCCUGGACUCCAUGGACAUCGACGCGGAGAAGGAGCACCUGGCCACCACGCGGGAGCCCACCUCCUCCUCAUCCUCAUCCUCCACCUGCUCUGUCAUCACCCGGCCCCACAUCACCUCCUCCAUCAGCUCCACCGCCCCCCUGCAGCGCUGCGCUAGCCCACAGAACAACCACCGCUUCAUGGCCAGCCUGAUGACGGCAGAGACCUGCGCCAAGCUGGAGCCUGAGGACGUGGAUGAGAACAUUGACGUGACGAGCAAUGAACCGGAGAGGACGACAGCGGAUUACCAAGUGUCCCUGUACCCCUCCAGCAGCCUGGAGAAUGUGUACGAGACCUCCGCUCGCCUGCUCUUCAUGUCUGUCAAGUGGGCCAAGAAUCUGCCUGUCUUCUCCAACCUCCCCUUCAGGGACCAGGUGAUCCUGCUGGAGGAGGCCUGGAGCGAGCUCUUUCUUCUCUGCGCCAUCCAGUGGUCUCUGCCCCUGGACAGCUGCCCCCUGCUUUCCCUGCCCGACCUCUCCCCGACUCUGCAGGGAAAGACCAGCUUCACCAGCAUCGACCUGCGGGUCCUGCAGGAGAUCUUCAGCCGCUUCAAGGCCCUCGCGGUGGACCCUACUGAGUUUGCCUGCCUCAAGGCUAUUGUCCUCUUCAAACCAGAGACCCGAGGGCUGAAGGACCCAGAGCAGGUGGAGAACUUGCAGGACCAGUCUCAGGUGAUGCUGGGUCAGCACAUCCGCACCCAUUAUUCCAGCCAGCCUGCCAGGUAUGGGAAGCUCCUCCUUCUGCUGCCCUCCCUGCGCUUCGUGGGAUCGGAGCGGAUCGAGCUCCUCUUCUUCCAUAGGACCAUUGGAAACACCCCCAUGGAGAAGCUGCUGUGCGACAUGUUCAAGAACUAGCCCAGCCUAGACUGGACUGCACAGGCCACUGCACACUCUUGCAGCCUGAAUGACAUAGAGAGACAGUGAGAGAGUGAGAGAGACGGUGAGAGAGUGAGAGAGACAGAGAGAGAGCAAUAUUUGGUGCUCAAGCUGUGUUGUGACAAAGCAGCCUGAGGGAAAGGAGACCUCUGUGGGCUGUGCAUAUGAGGGGAAAAAAUAAACACCAUCAACAUGCACAAGUCGUGUGAAGUUCUGAAGCAGAAUGAGCCAAAACCUAGUGCUUGCACAGUACUAGGCCUUGACUCCUUUGUAAAACAGACAAAUUAAAUGCUUUACUGCUCUUAAACUAGAUCUGUGCCUGGACCCAGGUCUCAUUCCACAAAAAAAGCUGUUUUUUUUUUUGGUGUUCAUUGAUUUGCUACUUCUGUUUUAUUCUCCACAUUCCAGAUUUAGUUGUGCUUUAUUGUUUUGUUCUAUUCAGUAUUAUUUUUAUAUCAUAUUCAUCUUUUUUUUUUUUGCAAUGUCAUGAUGAAUUUCAGGGGGUGAAAUGGUGUAUGCUAUUUGAAAAACACAUACGUACACAAACAUGCACACAAAAUCAUGCACAUGCACCAGCCUGCUUGACCACAAAAUGGAAGCCAGGCAAAGAGCAAUUUUAUCUCAUUAUGGUUGUAACGGUAAUGUGCAACCACUGUGUAAAAACAAGACAGAUAUGUUUAAAUACACAAAUGUGCAACAUACAAAUGAUGAAAUAAUCAAUUCAUCCAUUAAAUUAUUUGAAGCCUGUGAUAAGGAAACAUGCAUAUUCUCAUUUUGAAGUCCACAAAAGUGAUGAAAAGUGAAAAAAGUGAUUGCAUCAAAUUCAGGUUGAUUUACUUUGUAAACCAACAAAAGUGUUUCUAAUUCAUUUUCUGUAAAUAUCAAUAAAUAUUAUUCUCAUUAA
Molecule: messenger RNA, 2746 nt
Organism: Anguilla rostrata (American eel)
Lineage: Eukaryota; Metazoa; Chordata; Actinopteri; Anguilliformes; Anguillidae
Product: photoreceptor-specific nuclear receptor-like
Exons: 8
Coding region: 541-1821 (426 amino acids)
Biological process (GO): cell differentiation; anatomical structure development; negative regulation of transcription by RNA polymerase II
Molecular function (GO): zinc ion binding; nuclear receptor activity; RNA polymerase II cis-regulatory region sequence-specific DNA binding
Source: RefSeq, a predicted model, not a curated record